AUGCUACAGUUCAACACAGGCCCAAACAUGAUCUCCAUGGCCGACGCCGCAGCCAAAAACAUACUAAUCCCAGACGUCGCCUCCAACUUCUCCGAAUGGAUUGCCGGAAACAGCCAGAUCGAGUCUUUUGGCCUCAGUCCACGACAAAGGCAGUGUAUCCUUGUUCAAAUGGUCAGAGAUGUUGUCCUCAAGGAGACACAUGCGUUCCCGGCGGCUGCUGUCGCGGCAAUGCCCAACAAUGCGGCUCAAGCAAAUGCUACUUCCCAUCAUCCCAAAUCUGCUGUAGCAGCGGUAUUGCCUGUAAAAAAGGGCAGAACUGCGUCGACGGUGGCUGCUGCGAAAGCGGUGAAUCGAAAUGCGGCUCCUCUGGAUGUUAUGAUCCCAAGACCUCAGUCUGUUGUGGGAGCUCGAGUAUACACUGUCCCAAAGGCUACGAUUGCAUGCCCGGUGGUGGAUGCUGUCCAGCUGGUCAGAAGCGGUGUGGGAAUAGCAAAUGUUACGAUCCCAAGAAAGCAAACUGCUGCACUGGGCCUGGCACUGUCUGGGCUUGCGAAAAGGGCAAAGAGUGUUGCUCAAAUGGAUCCUGCGCGAAUCCUUCAACGGAGAAAUGCUGCAAGAACGGAGCAUGUCAAGAGGGAACAACUUGUUGCGAGAAUGAAUGCUGUCGAUCCAAUGGCUACUGUGCAUCCGACGGAUACUGUAAAAGUCAUUACCGAUAUCGAGCCUGAUACUGGAAACGCUCCCGAGUUCACCUGCGUCCCUAUAACAGCGACAAAUGACGUUGGUGCAAUUCUUGAGCUUGACGAUGGUUGUGUCCUUCAUUACGAGCCACCCGAAGCUACAACUACUCAGGACAACGCCGCUCGCCUUCGACGUGACGCCCCGACAGCGCCUGUGGUCAGCCACGCAGGCGGAAUUUUAGCUCGCCAAGCAUCUUGCACACCUUCCACGACUUUCACACGAACUGUAUGGGAGACAGAGACACUUACAGAGACUGGCACUCGAACUGUGGUAGUUCAAGGCGACGACGCAACAUUUUCCUGCCCCGAGAUGGAGGUCACAAAUGACGUUGGCGAUACACUUGCCUUGGAUGGAGAAUGUAUCCUGGAGUUCACUCCUUCAGAGCAGACUAGUGUACAGGAAGAAGUUCCAACACAGGGCGGACCAACGGUGAAUGGCCAGAGUCCCGAUAUCCCGGUAGGACCUUCAGGGACAUCUUCGGCGGACGAUAAUAGCGCUGGCUCGGUUUCUGAAGUUCGAAUAUUCUUGAUGGCAGGAUUUGUUGCUGUUUUUGUGUUAUGGACCGCACUCUGA
Fusarium venenatum is the source of this 1314-nucleotide messenger RNA. The record is from RefSeq and is a predicted model, not a curated record. Lineage: Eukaryota; Fungi; Ascomycota; Sordariomycetes; Hypocreales; Nectriaceae.